CAGAUUAAUUCCCACAAUGCCUAGUAACACGCAUGCGCAUUUCAUUCAUUUACAAUUUUUAGACAGUGAUCUAUGAUCAAAGAUGGCGGGCACCUCCGACCCACUGGAAGAUAUGCUCUUUUCUGAGGUGGAUGAAAAAGCAGUGAGCGAUUUAGUGGGCUCUUUGGAGUCACAACUUGUCGGACAAAGCAAUCCUGCAGAUACUCAGUCGGAAAACAGAGGUGCUGGGUCUACAGUCACUGCAAACCAUCACUUAGGAAAAACGCUACCAGCCCAAGUGGGUACUACAUUAGAACAGCAACAACAACAUAAAGCUGGGAUGCACCAGGAGAUGAACUCUAAGGAAAUUAGCUCAGAGAAAACUGUUACAUCUUCUUCGAUUAGUUCUAUUCCGUCCUUAGAGGAAGCUUCCACCACUUCAGGGACCGGGGUAAACGCUACCACGAGCGGUUUGCAAUCACAUGGAACAUCAUCUAUCACAACACUGCCUGCAUCUGGUGGUGUAGCAACUUCUCCGCUUGUCAGCAGCCUCAGCACCACCACCAGCCGAGGUUCCGCUCUGGCUUCAGGUCAGACAUCAACAGACAUUGUCGAUCAUCCAAGAAAACGCAUAACUGCAUCGUUACGGAGUGCAUCCGUGGGAAUACAGAGUUUGAACGGUACCGGAGGAGCGGUAACGUCAAGGAAUAUCCCCUGCCGCGGGAACCGAUGCGUUGAUUAAAAACGUUAGCACUGUGUCUAGCAGUGCAAGUGCAGCAAACUCAAGUCGGACGGUUGACGUUACAUCUUGUGUAAAUACGACGAAUUUCACUUUAUCUAGCUCCAGCAUUUCUCAACUCAAUCAGCGAUUCCCCUGGACAAGGGGACUCCUACUAUUGCUUUGCAAAGACUACCAAGUCACAUUGUAGCGAGCAUCGCGCAGAAUGGAAAUGGCACUACCGUCUCGGCCUUGGUUAAACAAGGCGCGAUAGGACCUAUCACCUCUGCAGUAACUUCGCAAGUGAACCACAAAAAAGAGGGUUCUGAAGCGAAUUCGGACGCUCCCGUGCAGUCCAAAAUAGUAAUGUCCAGUCCGUCAAGUGUUGUCAAUUCCGUAAUAAACUCUGUUUCAUCUCCCUCUGCUGUUUUCAACCUAGCAGCGACUUCUACUGCAAGUCAUGUCAUGGCAAAGCCUGCUGUCAAUGUUGGUGGACAAACUUUGACUACAACGGUUGGCAUGGUAAGGCCAGCAUCACCGGCUGUGGCCACAGCUACACAGCCUCUGCUUCAACCGGGAGUCCCAGCGGCUCAAAGGAUUGUAGCCCCCCAACUGAUUGUCAGACCCUCAACAACAACAACAACAGACGACCAUUCAACUGCCUCCUGGGUUUACCAUCCCACCGGGAAUGGUGUUGGUGCGCACUGAGAUGGGUCAGCUAGUGAUGGUCCCUCAGCAAGCCCUUGCCCAGGCACAGGCCCAAGCCCAGGCCCAGGCCCAGAACAACAUCUCCCCCCGAACUGCCACCCCCACUGCAGGGGCCACCUUCAGAGCAACUACCCCACAGUCUCCUGUGUCCUCUCAGGCUAUUCGGCCAUGUCCUCCUCCUGUCCAGGCCAAGAUGGUGCAGUCUCCCUCUCCCACUCCUAGUCCUGUCCUCCAGAUCUCCUCCUCCCCUGCGCCACCUUCUAAGGGCCCCAUGGCGCUGACCGUGGCAGUGACGGCUCCCCAGCAGGCCCCCGUGGUGAUGGCCCCCCAGGCCCAGGCCGCCUCGCAGCCAGCCCUGCCACCGCAGACCAGUGGAGCCUCUGUCAUCUCCCAGGAGAUGCAGGAGAAUGUGAAGAAGUGUAAGAACUUCUUGGCCACCCUGAUAAAGCUGGCUUCCCACAACUCUCCGUCACCUGAGACCUCCAGAAAUGUGAAGUCACUGGUCCAGGAUCUACUGGAUGCUAAGAUUGAGCCUGAGGAGUUCACCAACAGACUGCAGUCAGAGCUCAAGUCGUCUCCUCAGCCCUACCUGGUCCCCUUCCUCAAGAAAAGCCUCCCGGCCCUGCGGCUGUCUCUGCUCAACAUUCAGCAUUCCCUGAUCCAGCCUCUGCCGCAGGCCAAAGCCGCCCCCACCACAGGCACCAGCCCUGCCAUCAUGGCUGGCCCAGCUGUCCGCAGCCGCCUCCCCAACAGCGUCAGCACCAUGGGGGCUAGUGCCGGGGCCCAGGGACACACAGCUGCCCUGGGUAUCAAGCAAGUAGGCACUGCUGGUUGCCAGGUCAGGAUGCCCAUGGUGAUCACCCCAUUAAGAACACAAGGCACGGUCGGCAAGGGAGCCACGUUCCAAGCAGGCAAAAGUCCUGUGGGCUUUGCCGUUAAGGGCUCUGGAAAUCAGAAAAACAAGCUGAACGAUCCCGGAGGCGGUUCUUUCAGGGAUGAUGAUGACAUUAACGAUGUGGCGUCCAUGGCGGGGGUGAACCUGACUGAAGAGAGCGCUCGUAUCCUGGCCACCAACUCUGAGCUGGUGGGAACACACAUCCGCUCCUGUAAAGAUGAGGCCUUCCUACCCCGGGCCUGUUACACAGACGCAUCCUGGAGACAGCUAAGAGGUUUGGAGUGUCAGAGGUACCUUUGGAGGCUGUCACCUUCAUCUCCCACGCCACCCAGUCCCGACUUCGCACUGUGCUAGAGAAGGUCUCCUCCAUCGCACAGCACAGGAUGGAUGGCUGUAAAGAUGAGGAAUGGUAUGAGCAGUCGGCAGACGUGCGGUCGCAGCUAAAGUUCUUUGAGCAGCUGGAGAGGAUCGAGAAGCAGAGGAAGG
Molecule: messenger RNA, 2786 nt
Organism: Coregonus clupeaformis (lake whitefish)
Lineage: Eukaryota; Metazoa; Chordata; Actinopteri; Salmoniformes; Salmonidae
Product: transcription initiation factor TFIID subunit 4-like
Exons: 12
Coding region: 1386-2654 (422 amino acids)
Biological process (GO): DNA-templated transcription; transcription initiation at RNA polymerase II promoter
Cellular component (GO): transcription factor TFIID complex
Molecular function (GO): DNA binding; RNA polymerase II general transcription initiation factor activity
Source: RefSeq, a predicted model, not a curated record